AUGGACUCACCCGUGCUUUUCGCUUUCUUGGUUCUCUUCUUCACCAUGUUUCUCCAACCCAUUAGAGCUCUACAGUACCCUCAAGAACUCGACACUGAAGUCUACCCUGACCUGGCCGACCUUUUCACUAGCCCGACAGCGUCUGCACCUGAACCAGGAGGUUUCUCAGUCUCUCUAACCCCAACUUCUCCUCCUCCUCCUCCUCCUCUUGUUCCGGCCUUAUUCGUCAUCGGGGACUCCUCCGUCGACUGUGGCACCAAUAAUUUCCUAGGAACAUUUGCUCGUGCCGAUCGUCUUCCUUAUGGACGAGAUUUCGAUACUCACCGACCCACCGGACGGUUCUGUAACGGAAGAAUCCCCGUUGACUAUCUUGCAUUGCGUCUUGGGCUUCCAUUUGUACCUAGUUAUCUUGGGCAGAUGGGUUCUGUUGAAGGUAUGAGUCUUGGAGUGAAUUACGCUUCUGCUGGUGCUGGAAUCAUAUUCUCGAGUGGGUCAGAAUUGGGUCAGCACAUUUCCUUUGCGCAGCAAAUUCAGCAGGUCACAGAUACUACUCAGCUGUUUAUACUGAGCAUGGGCGAGGAUGCAGCAGCUAAGCUCAUCUCUAACUCUAUAUUUUACAUAUCUAUCGGAACAAAUGACUAUAUACAUUAUUAUCUCCGAAAUGUAUCCAACGUGCAAUCUCUAUAUGUACCAUGGAGUUUCAACCAGUUCUUAGCACAGACAAUGAAGCAGGAGAUUAAGAACUUGUACCACUCUAAUGUCAGGAGAGUGGUGGUAAUGGGAUUAGCUCCUAUCGGUUGUGCUCCAUACUAUCUGUGGCAGUAUGAAAGCAAGGAUGGAGAGUGUGUCAAAAUGAUAAAUGACAUGAUAUUGGAGUUCAACUUUGUCAUCAGGCACACGGUUGAGGAACUCAAUCAAGAGCUUAUUGAUGCCAAUGUAAUCUUCUGUGAUGUGUUUGAAGGUUCCAUGGAUAUUAUAAAGAAUCAUGACCUUUAUGGUUUCAAUGUCACAACCGAUGCUUGCUGUGGCUUAGGUAUGUAUAGGGGUUGGAUCAUGUGCAUUUCACCUGAAAUGGCUUGCAUUAACGCGUCCAAUCAUAUUUGGUGGGACCAAUUUCAUCCAACUGAUGCUGUUAAUGCAGUCCUGGCUGACAAUGUGUGGUCUGGCCUGCACACCGAGAUGUGCCAUCCUAUGAACUUGCAGGCUAUGUUAGCUCAGCAGGCCAGAUGA
Messenger RNA from Ilex paraguariensis (yerba mate), 1230 nucleotides. Lineage: Eukaryota; Viridiplantae; Streptophyta; Magnoliopsida; Aquifoliales; Aquifoliaceae. The record is from the annotation of a GenBank genome assembly.